UCGAUGGGACAUUCUCUUUAUGGUUCAAGAAUACCGACACGUGAUUUCUCAAUGACACUUAAUGAUCACCAUAUUCGCUCUUUUUUGAAUAAUGAUGCUCUUAACAAGAUAAGCAUCUUUAUUCCCUCCCUUGCUAUAAGUAGCAUCCCUCUCCUUCUCAUUAAGUGCCUCACACAAGUUCCUCAACAACUUAAUUGAACUCCAUUCUCCUCCAAAUUUCUCUCUCUCUCUCUCUUAUGGGGACUACUGGAGGAGGGUGGAUGGUGCUGUGGGUGGUGGCGUGCAUGGUGCUGUAUGGAGGGACCACCACGUCGUUGGCGGGCGGGGUCGUCGAAGGACAGGAACCAUCGCGGCAAGUGCAAGAGCAAUGUGGGUUCACGAGGUACCCAGCACUGUGCGUCCGGACCUUGGCGGGAUCCGGUUCGGCCGACAUUCUCUCUGCUCUUGUCAACAAGACCAUCCUCGAGACCAAUCUCCCUCCCUCCUACUUCGCCCAGAUCACCUCCCUCUCCGAGACCCAGGGAGCUCAAGCUCAACAUGCAAAAGCUGUCACAGAUCACUGCGAAGACGCCAUGACCCUCUCUCUCAGGAGGCUCGAGCAGUCGCGUGAAGCCCUCAGAGAGCCAGGGAAGAACAAGGCCGACGUCCAGACAUGGCUCAGCGCCGCGAUGACACUUCAAGAUUCGUGCAAGGACUCGGCCCGGGGCGUCGGUCCUCUCAGUCUCUCGGGCACGCCGGCGGCUCGCUUGUCCCAGAAGAUGGACUACCUCGCUCAGCUCACCAGCAACGCUCUGGCCCUCGUCAAUCGGAUCACUCACAGACGAAAGCCGGGGAAGACCGAUAAAGACAGGGACGCCAGCGAGACACGGGGUUUUCCGAACUGGGUGUAUAAGAGAGAUAGGAGGUUGCUUCAGAGCACGACGGAGAAGGCGAACGCGGUGGUCGCGAAGGACGGCACCGGGAAUUACGAGACCGUCUCGGAGGCGAUCCAGGCAGCUUCGGGCGGGCGGUUCGUGAUCUACGUGAAGGCGGGGGUUUACAAGGAAAAGAUCGUCGCCAACAAAGACGGGAUCACGUUGAUCGGAGACGGGAAGUAUUCUACGAUCAUCACCGGUGAUGAUAGUGUGGCUGGGGGUUCUUCCUUGCGUGGCUCUGCUACAUUCACAAUCACCGGCGAUGGAUUUAUAGCCCGAGACAUCGGGUUCCAAAACACAGCGGGGCCCCAAGGUCAACAAGCUGUCGCCCUAACCGUGGCCUCCGAUCACGCGGCAUUCUAUAGGUGCAGCAUCGCGGGCUACCAGGACACAUUGUACGCGCUCGUACUCCGCCAGUUCUACCGUGAGUGCGACAUCUAUGGCACCAUAGAUUUUAUCUUUGGGAACGCAGCUGCCGUCUUCCAGAACUGUGAGCUGGCGUUGCGAAAGUCUGACUCAGCCUAUACCGUGAUCCUCGCCAACGGGCGCAGUGACCCGGGCCAGAACACUGGGUUCACAAUCCAGGGCUGCCGCAUCACCUCGGACGCCGGCUCGGGCAGCUCCUACCUAGGGAGGCCAUGGAAGUACUAUUCUAGGGCAGUGGUCAUGCAAUCCACCAUUGAUGGUGCAAUUGCUGCUAGGGGCUGGAUUGAGUGGCCAGGCUAUGGAAGCUCAGUGCUCAAGACACUCUAUUUUGCUGAGUAUGCAAAUCAGGGACCCGGUGCUGGGACCUCAGGGAGGGUUCAAUGGCCUGGUUUCCAUCUGAUUGGGCCUGAAGAAGCUAUGCAAUUCACUGUUCAGAGCUUGAUUUCUGGGAAUUCAUGGCUGCCUUCAACCGGUGUGGCCUUCACCUCUGGCCUCUAGGGAAGAAAAACUUCAUGUGAAAAUAUUCCAAUGCGAUAGUUUCGGAGAAUCCGAUGUUGUAAAGCUAUGUAGCACAAGUAAUUAGUGUUAAAGGGUCUUCCUAACCCAGUGCAGCAAUGGUAUUUGUUAAGCUUUGUCGAUUAAGAAUAAAUUAGGGUGUACUUUAAGAAGUUGUAAUUGAGCCAAAUGUAAAAUGAUUUCACAUGCCGCAAUAAAAUCAUUUGAAAGUGCCUGAGAGAAUUCAAUGUA
Molecule: messenger RNA, 2087 nt
Organism: Eucalyptus grandis
Lineage: Eukaryota; Viridiplantae; Streptophyta; Magnoliopsida; Myrtales; Myrtaceae
Product: pectinesterase
Biological process (GO): cell wall modification
Molecular function (GO): pectinesterase inhibitor activity; pectinesterase activity
Source: RefSeq, a predicted model, not a curated record